AUGCUGCGACGAAUCAUGGAGAACAUGGAAGCCGAUUUGAUGAGGAAUCAUGGACGUUUCUUGAAUUCUCAUAGUGGGAAGUAUCGUGAGAUAUCAAGGAAGAACUUUUCAAUCUCAAACAGGUGGUUACUGCAACUGCUAGAAGCAACCAUGUCGACCAUCAAGUGCAUUGCACAGCGGAAGUGGCAAGGACUAUGCACUUUAUACUGGCAAGUAACGUGUUCGAGUAUCAAGUAUGAUCAAAGAUGGGUAUCUUGUUAA
Molecule: messenger RNA, 261 nt
Organism: Sclerotinia sclerotiorum 1980 UF-70
Lineage: Eukaryota; Fungi; Ascomycota; Leotiomycetes; Helotiales; Sclerotiniaceae
Exons: 2
Coding region: 1-261 (86 amino acids)
Source: RefSeq, a predicted model, not a curated record